Messenger RNA from Apodemus sylvaticus (European woodmouse), 967 nucleotides. RefSeq names its product intraflagellar transport associated protein (gene Iftap). Bases 139 to 873 code for a protein of 244 amino acids. NCBI's taxonomy places the organism in Eukaryota, Metazoa, Chordata, Mammalia, Rodentia, Muridae. Gene Ontology annotation, cellular component: 9+0 non-motile cilium; cytosol. The transcript has 7 exons. The record is from RefSeq and is a predicted model, not a curated record. Gene Ontology annotation, molecular function: intraciliary transport particle A binding. Gene Ontology annotation, biological process: acrosome reaction; spermatogenesis.
AUAAAUUGUCUUUGUUGCUUCAGGACAGAAACCUCGUAGGCUGUUUGACUGGAUAAGGACUCCAAAAGUGUGAAGGGACUAGAUGGGCGCCAUGGUGACGGACAGCUAGGGAACGGGAGAGGGGCCUCGUGAAUUGGAAUGCCUGUUCAAAUACCCAAACCAGAGAUAAUGGAUGAAGAUCAACUAAUGAAAGAAGUCUUGGAUAAGUUUGUCAACUGUCAUGAGCAAACCUAUGAAGAAUUUCUGAGCACUUUUACUCAUCUUUCAAAAGAGGAUAAUCUGGCCAAAGGGGCAGCACAUGGAACCAAUUCAUCAGAAAAUAUGUUUACUACCGAAAAAUGGAAUCAAAAAAUUGAAUCAAAUGGUCGUCAUUUUAGACCGUCAAGCAUCUUUCUUCAUGCUUCAUCUGAAUACUCGGAAGAGGACCAGAUUGUGAUCGAUGAAGGCCGCAUAGUUGGCAGUUCCUUUCAAGGUGAUAUGACCCGGGCUGGAAAGGUGAAGGUAGACAACUUCCUAGACUUAGACGAUGUGGACAUGGGGGAAGAGAGGAAGCCCCAGAUGAACCAGGAUUGGCUGCUGCUUCCCGGUGAGGUGGAACAGGGUAUAAGUACCAGUGUCCCAGCUUACGUUCCUUCUGUGGACCGGCCUCUGACUUCUGAGGUGAAGCCCAAGCCUGCUGUGGGAAAAACUCAGAAGCAAACCGAAGAGAUACUUGGAGAUGAAGUUCAGCCCUUCUUUCUUGAUGAAGAAUUUGAUUAUGACAAUGUGACACUCACUCCCAAGUUUACUGCUGGAGAGUUAGCAACCAUCCAAGAGCUGUCCAAGCAAAAGAGAGUGGAUUCCAAUACAGACGCCUGCGAACUCCAUGCCUGAUGCCCCUGUGUUUAGUUUGAUGUUGUUCAUACUCAAGCAAUGUUAGAAUAAAGCAUAUGCCAACUGAUUCCCUCUGUGGAAAUUUACGUGGCUA